Molecule: messenger RNA, 4167 nt
Organism: Bombus terrestris (buff-tailed bumblebee)
Lineage: Eukaryota; Metazoa; Arthropoda; Insecta; Hymenoptera; Apidae
Product: proline-rich protein 12-like
Exons: 6
Coding region: 1551-3413 (620 amino acids)
Source: RefSeq, a predicted model, not a curated record
AUUUCCAGUAAUACACCAACAGGAAUAACAAUGUUUUCCCGGGCCGCCAAGUCCAUCGUGAAAACUAUCGGUCAGCGAAAAUAUCAUGCUGGUGAAGAGAACAUCAAGUCGGCGGUGAUUGGAGGCGCAGGGGAACUAGGACAAUCUCUCUCGCAAAUGUUGAAACGAACCUCGAAGCUCGACGUACUCGCACUGUAUGACGUGGCCGCGUUAAACAAACGACAUUUAACACCGAUGCAAAUCAAGCACUUUAAGGACAGCAACACCGCCGCGAAUACCGCGAAUUCGCGGAUGCUGACGAUGCUGGAGAAAUCGAGAUCGAAUAGGAGCGGCGAACAUCUGCAAACAUCGUACUUCUCGAAUCGUGUGUCAAAUGCGAACCAGAACGCGAGCGAAGAGCUCGUCAGAAGCCUGCGUCAGCUGCCCAUCGCCGAGGAAUGCGCUACAAAUCGGUUUGCCGGACCAACGAUGGAAUCGCAGAGGGCGAACAUCGAUUCGCUCGGAAUCGAGGGAUCGAGCGCGCGAGCCUCGGACCGAAGAAACAGGGGCCCUUUGUCAAUGACCUCUAACUCGAUCUUCAACCACGUCACGAAGAACCAAAUCCUCGACGGUCUCGCCAGUUCGUAUCGAGACAUGGUACUCUUGGAACAGGACAGAAUCGGCAACGACGACUACUUCCCCCAAGGCGAGGAAUACGAGGACGAGAUCGGUUUAGACUAUGGCCAACUGCAGAAAGAGUUCCCCAAUAAACGCGUUUCCAGAGACGAAGACAUGGAUUUGCGUCCACGGAGUCUUUCGUACGAUGGCACGUCGUUUAAAGAUCUUUUCGAGUCGUUGUCGUUGAAGAACGACCCAUCGAUUCUUCUUAGUUUAAGCGUUUAAAUGGCAACCGCUUGAAAUUCAUCGAAGAUACGAGACAUUUGUUGCCUAUGCGUUUACCCAUCGUUCGUCUGAUAUUACUAUAGAAGAUCGUCGAUAGAAUAUCGUUUCGCCGCGGAUUUCGCCUUGCGAUCGUGAUAGCCAUCUCCUUCGAAAACCAUCAUCCUUUAUUUUCUAUUCGUAAUACACGUUCGAUUCAGUCGUGGGCGAAGGAGGGAGGUGGGCCAGAGGCAAGGCGUUUGCAACGAGCGAUCGAAGGAGAAACGAGAGACCUAAGCAAAACGCGAUAUGAUGUAUCCAGGGUGUAGGGAGAAAGAGGCGGCAGCUACGAUUGGGCGAGCCGGACUGCGGCGAGGAUCCGCCGGAUUGGCCGAUAAAGAGCCCUUGCCAUCCGCCAAAGGGCCCCUGUAAGCCCAUGGGUCCACCAGGCUAUCCCGCGAAACCGAAGCCGGAAAAGAAGCCGUUUUGCGUUAAGUGUCCACCCAAGAAACCGUGCAAAACGAAAAAAUGUUAGGCGUUGGGCGUCACGCGCACCGAGAGACAGAGGGUACGUGGAGAUAGCGGCGGACUAAACGAUCCUCUAUCGAUCAAAAUCUCUGUUGUCUGCAUCGUAGGCCAAAUACGAUUUAAACACACCGUUGCUGAGGCCUCUUCUCAAGCUUUCCACCGCGAUGCUUGGUAACUUCCGAACCAGAAGUCGAUACUCUUUGGGAUCGUACGUUCUUAAUGGGCGCAGUUGGCCGUCGUCGAGAAUACCUAACGCGAGCCUGACGUUCGCGAGGAACUUUACCACUACACCCGCUCUAUCGAAGGGUAGCGAGAAGAUCGUGCGUUUAUCGAAAGGAUUGACGAGACGCUUGUGGCAAGAGCAAGCGAGAUUCUUUCGAAACGAUUCCAUCCUGAUGGGCAAAGCGCACGGCAAAAGGCCACCUCGUCCUCCCUCCAAACUCUCUUCCAAGUCAGUUCCCGAUUGUAGCAAAGGCCAGAAUUCGCGGAGAAGGUCUUGCAGACAAUCGUAUCAACGACAGAAGCCAUGUAUCCCACAGGAUAAAUGCGUACCACCCGCUCCACCGUGCUCUCGUCCACGCCCGAAGAACCCCAAGUGUCCGCAGCCUGAAACACCUUGCCCACCCCCUUGUCCCAUGCCCUGUGAAAAACCCGUGGAGAAGAAGUAUCUGCCGCCGAAGAUAUGCUAUCGAAAGUGUCCUCUGCCUCCGAGACCACCCAAGCCUCCUAAGUGUCCCAAGUGUCCAGCUCCGUUGCCGCCUCCACCGCCACCCAAGGUACCUCGACCACCCAAAUGUCCGCCACCCUGUCCGCCACCUCCCGCACCACCGCCACCCAGGUGUCCAAAAAUGCCAAAGUGUCCCGAAUGUCCACCACAAAGGGAGUGUCCGCCGCCACCGCCAUGCGAACCUUGCCCUUGUCCACCGCCAUGUCCUCCAGCCUACUGUCCACCUCCACCACCGUGUCCACCUUGUCCACCACCCGUUCCGUGUCCCAGACCGCUUCCUUGCCCACCUCCCCCUCCACCCAGAAUCUGUCCACCUUGUCCACCGUGCGCGGAGUGUCCCAAACCUCCACCCUGUCCACCUCCGCCACCGUGCAGUCCUUGCCCCUGUCCUAAACCGCCACCACCUUGUCCAUGCCCGAAACCCUGUCCACCUUGCCAACAAGUCGCCAAACCGCAAGUCUCCUGUCCCAAGGACGUCCCGUCUUGUCCCAAAAAUAGCAGCAAAAAUCCGCGAAAGAAGAACCGAAAUAAGCCGAGGAAGAGGAGGAUGUCUACUUAUCACGCGGUAUCUAGGUUCGCGCCUCCGAGCAUCGAUUACAGAAGAUUCCACGUCGACUCGACGUUACUCGGUUCGUCUGACAAGUCUAGGAAAUCCACAGCGAAACCACCCAGUUGCAAGGAUUUGGAAGACAUUUGCGAAGACAAGAGACGCAGCUGCGUGAAAGCUUGCGAGAGGAAGCCCGAGAAGAAGAAGAAGAAGAAGGACGUGUGUGCCGGCAGAAAGCCGGUAAAAUUGCGGGAGAAGAAGAAGAAGGAGAAACAGGACGAGUGUGACGACAGGUGCCUACCAAAGGGAAAGUGCGAGGUGCCUGAAAUCGCUAAACCGCCGAAAAUGGAAUACGGGCCGACUACUUGCCCAACCCCGAAGUUUGUCUCGCCUAAACCCUGUCCGGAAGUUCCCGAGGCAAAGUACGAGGUAGAAUCGUGCGUCGAAAUUCGAACGUCCGGUAAAGCGAAAAAAGAAAUUUGCAUCCCGCCGCCUCUUCCUGAACCACCGACGGACCCGGUGAUUCUUUGCCCUUGUCCACCUCCGCCGAAAAUGCACCCUGGACCUUGUCCUUGUUACGAUUCAAAAGCGGUUAAACCGUCCAAGCCGACGCUGCCACCGUGUCCGCAUAAGGAGAAAUACGUUUGUUGCAAAGAUCCGUUUUAUUGUCCACCGGAGAGAUUGGAGUGCAAGAGACGCAAGCCUUGCGAUCCCAAGAAAAUGAAGAAGAGGAAGCAGAGGAAGGACAAAUAGCGCAGAGAAAGUGAAUAUCCGGACAAUCGGUGAAAAUGGAAAAGCCAGAGGAGGAUUGCAGUUUCUCACGGGGUCUAUCUGACGUUGAUUUCCUGGAUCGAUGUUCGUCAACGAUAUUUUCAGUCGCUUCGUUCGUUGGCUCUCGCUUCGAGGAUCGAUCUAGCGCCGAUCGAAAUUGUCCUUCACCUAUUUGGCCUGUCUGUGACCGCUGGAAAGAUCCGAGGAACGAGACGCGGAGGGCGAACGAGCAGACUUGUUCGUGUGUGUUCUUUGUCGCGUGCCUGACGUCGCGCUUUCGUCUUAAAUUCAUUCGUUGCGCCGUCGAGUCUCGUCACGUACAGCCCCGACAAUCGUGAGGAAGGUGAAAAGCCGUCGUACAACGUGGCAGACGUCUCGAAAAUUCUUCGUCCGUUCGUAACCUCGCUGGAGGGUCGAGCUUCGUAACUCUAACCUCGGCUGGAACGACGAACCAGCCUCGUCGGCCACGCGACACUCGAUAUACAUUCGAUUAUUUUUUCUAAGAGAAGUCCAAGUCUAAAUUUGGAUAGGCCUCGUGGCCGAGAACUGUCGAUACUUUGCAGAGAAGAUAAAAGGACACGAGGAUGAUAGUCGCGUGAACUAGGCUCGGGAAAACGCAGCAACAAAAAUAAUCCGUGUAGUACUCGUCCCUGUAACCUGACCCAAAUGCCACGUAUCUCAAUCGCAAGGCGAACGUUCCGCCAAUGAAACGGAGAAAAUCGUCGAAUAAAUCCAA